Molecule: messenger RNA, 1812 nt
Organism: Phoenix dactylifera (date palm)
Lineage: Eukaryota; Viridiplantae; Streptophyta; Magnoliopsida; Arecales; Arecaceae
Product: putative pectate lyase 8
Molecular function (GO): pectate lyase activity
Source: RefSeq, a predicted model, not a curated record
UCACACCCGCGCUUUACUCCGCUCUCCUCCCAUUCGUUUCUUUUUUAUCCUCUCAUGGAAUAGAGGGGACAAACAGAGAGAUCUGAGAGCGAAGCGAGUGCGAGAGAGAGAGAGAGACAGGCGAGGCGGCAAUGGCGGUGGUGUCUCUGAGGUGGCUUCCAUUGCUGGCUCUCGGGCUCCUGGUGCUCCCUGCCGGCGGCCUCGAGUAUAUCAACGGCGAGAAAGCCUCGGUCUCGAGGGGCGGAGAGGAGGCGAGGACGAGGAGGAGUCUGAGAGCUGCGCCGACCAAAGAAACUUCCUCCACUACCGAGAGGGCUGGGCGGGACGUGGUGUUGGGCGCAGCCGACAAUCCGGAAUUGGUCGCAUCCGAAGUCCAGAUGAGCAUAAACAACCACACGAUGCGGCGGUCGCUGGGGUUCCUGUCCUGCGGUACGGGUAACCCCAUCGACGACUGCUGGCGGUGCGACCCGAAGUGGCACCGCAACCGCAAGCGGCUGGCCGGCUGCGGCAUCGGGUUCGGGCGCAGCGCCAUCGGGGGCCGGGACGGGCGCUACUACGCGGUCACCGACCCCAGGGAUGACGACCCCGUCAACCCCCGCCCCGGGACGCUCCGCCACGCCGUCAUCCAGGAGGAGCCCCUCUGGAUCGUGUUCAAGCGCGACAUGGUCAUCACCCUCAAGCAGGAGCUCAUCAUGAACAGCUUCAAGACCAUCGACGGCCGCGGCGCCAACGUCCACAUCGCUAAUGGCGCCUGCAUCACCAUCCAGUUCGUCACCAACAUCAUCAUCCACGGACUCCACAUCCACGACUGCAAGCCCACCGGAAACGCCAUGGUCCGCAGCUCCCCCUCCCAUUACGGCUGGCGCACCAUGGCCGACGGCGACGCCGUCUCCAUCUUCGGCUCUAGCCACAUCUGGGUCGACCACUGCUCCCUCUCGAAAUGCGCCGACGGCCUUGUCGACGCCGUCAUGGGAUCCACCGCCAUCACCAUCUCCAACAACUACUUUACCCACCACAAUGAGGUGAUGCUAUUGGGUCACAGCGAUUCCUACGAGAGAGACAAGGCGAUGCAGGUGACUAUCGCCUUCAACCAUUUCGGUGAAGGUCUCAUCCAGAGAAUGCCGAGGUGUCGGCACGGUUACUUCCAUGUGGUGAACAACGACUACACCCACUGGGAGAUGUACGCCAUCGGCGGCAGCGCGGGCCCGACCAUUAACAGCCAGGGGAACAGAUACCUUGCCCCUGCUAAUCCCUUCGCCAAGGAGGUGACAAAGAGGGUUGAAACGGAUGGGAGCGUGUGGAAGAGAUGGAACUGGAGGUCAGAGGGGGACCUCCUUUUGAAUGGUGCCUAUUUCACCCCGUCUGGAGCUGGGGCCUCCGCAAGCUAUUCAAGGGCCUCCAGCCUUGGCGCCAAGUCCUCUUCCAUGGUUGCCACCAUGACUUCCGGCGCUGGGGCCCUUCGGUGCCGCAGGAAGGCCCGGUGCUAGUUCACACUUUUUUUAUGCUUACGCGGUGAAUUACACCAGUCUCUAUUUGCCGUUCGCAACUUCCCCUGCUUCCACCCUAAUGAUGUCUCCGGAGCAGGCGUGAAGCGGUGCUGAUUUCUUUCUCUUUUUUUUUCUUUUUACUUUUCUUCUAUUUUGAGGUCUUUUUUCUGAUGCCUUACCGGCGUUCGUUCUAUCCAUUUGUUUUUUUUUUCCCUCUUUGAUUUCCAAUACUUGCAUAGCACGGAUGCGGAUUGGUUGAUGUUGUAGUAGAUGCAUAGUUAUGUCUAGUAAAAGAAACAGUAUUUGUAAUAUUUGGAAGCUUAAA